Aphanomyces astaci is the source of this 1069-nucleotide messenger RNA. RefSeq lists its product as hypothetical. The transcript has a single exon. Bases 146 to 979 code for a protein of 277 amino acids. The record is from RefSeq and is a predicted model, not a curated record. Lineage: Eukaryota; Oomycota; Saprolegniomycetes; Saprolegniales; Verrucalvaceae.
GCUAUGUCAAAGUUAUGUGUUCCUAUUUAUCAUAACCUUGGUACAAAAUCCCAUUCAUGAGCAUUGGGACACUUCUCUGCCCAUCUGAUCUGUGUCAGUAUUCAAAACCCCGCGUGCUUCUCACAACGACCGACUGCAGCGCAGCAUGGUAGACAACAUGGAAGCGGCAGAACUGCUUCUCUCGCUCUUGUUCGGCCUGGCCAGCGUCACGUAUGGGUACUGCGUGAUACAAUUUGUCAUGGUGGUGUUCUCUAUCAUGGGGUUCCUCGCCGUGGCCAAGUCGUACGGCGUCGAACGAAUGGCGACGUUCUAUGUCGCGCUGCUUUACUUCGUCGCGUUCUUCGUCGUGUUCCCAUACGUGCCGGUGCGAUAUCACGAGAUAGCCUUUAUCAUCGCCAAGUUCGCACUGCAUGCCGGCGCCUUGGGGUGGACUGUCCAGCUCUUGUUCGAAGUACUACCCGAGUUUUACUUGGCGUCCAUGGCCGUCUCCGUCAUGGUUUCGGCAUGGAUCUGGGGAUACUUGCAUCACACGGCCCGCGUGUGCUUGAUCUUCACGACGUCGAUCCUUGGAUCGCUAGUCGUUGCCGGCGCCGUACAAGACUGGGCCGUUCACGACAACAUCGUCGUCCUCGCUAGCGAUUGGUUUCACCUGGGCAAUGCAGUCUUCUUCACGAUCGUGGGAGUCUUCUUCCAACUAAAAGGCACCCAGGAACCCCUCGAGCGUCCUGCGAACUUUGAGUUCGUCAUGCGACCGUCUGUUGCAGCCACGGAAAUGUCUGACGUCGACUUGCCCUCGACGCCGCACUCCCCAACACACGGCUUCGUUACGGUUCCUUACGUCGAAGUCGUUGUCCAUCCCGAUGUGCAGAUCCCUCAACCUCCGUAUGUCCCCCCAUCCUCCCUUCCAGAAGAAGUCGAAGCCAACGUGGAGGUGCCGCCCUCCAAAUCCACGGCGGUGGUACAGUCCACAGUCCUGUAAUUUUUUCGAAUUAUUUAAAUGUAUGAACUUCAACAUGGAACCUUUCAGAACGAGUAAACAUAUGAAAUAUUAGACUUCCUCCGUUCCAAA